AUGAGUGAACAACUUGUGGCGAAUGAACUGCUGGCGUUCCUGCAGCAAAAGCUGGACGUGAUGGAUGAGGUGUCCGCUGUCCAGAUCUGCGCAACGAACUUCAGCGAGCCUGACGUCGCUGCUUCCAAGCAGCUCCUGUUCCGGUUGCUGAACAAGAGCGACCAGAUGGUGUCCCGCCGGCGUGACGGGACAAAGAAGAGCAUACAAGACAUUAUCACGCUGCUAAAAGAGACCGAUCCGGACGACGUGCCUACGUUUGUGGCGAAGGAUCUUAACAAGCUUCCUCCCGUCACCUUCGACCACGUCGACGUUACAAGCCUGUUGAAGGACAUCGUCUUUCUGAAGGCAAGUCUGGCGGAUGUGCAGCGGAAGUUGGAUGCAUCCCAGGUUGCUGUGGCUGAUUUGCGCAGCGAACUCAACGAGUUGCGUAAAUCGGCAACGGUAACUGGGUCACCGGCAACGGGUGCAUCGAACAUAAACAUGCGGCGCGGAGCGUGCCUCGAGGUAUCGGGUGCAAGUUUCGCGUCAGCAGUUUUGUCGCCAUCGCCGCGGUCACCGCCGAAUGCUGAGCCGGCACAGUGCGCGCCUCGUGCGCCCCGCUGCCCCGCUCCCGUCCCUGUGGGUCCUCCCCGCACCGCCGCUCGACCGCUCGACCAGCUGCUUGAUUCUGCAGCCUCGACGAAACAUCAAGGUGUUCGUCGAGAUUAUGCCAGCGUCGCCAGUAGCUCAGUUGGUGCUACAAAGAAGCCUAUUUUGGUCAAGGGGACCGAUCAGGCUGAUGAUGAUGGUUUCGUGACGGUGCAAAGGAAGAAGCGCCGUCAGCGAACUAGCAAGAAUCGCUGUGGCACGGCUCCUGCGGAGUCUAACAUCAAAAUCCGUGCUGCAAAGCCGAAUACCCCGGUGUACAUCUCCCGCCUACACUACACCACUAAGGCGGAGGACAUUGUGGAGUACGUGCGUCAGAAGCUGAAGUACGCCCCGAGAGUGCAGCUGCUGGAGUCGCGCCAUAAUGCCAACUUUAAAGGCGGGUCCAGACAUGUAUCAUUUGCCCGAUCCGAUCACCGUAUCCGUAUCGUCGACGCGUAUCAUGAUCGCAUAUUGUGGACGGGGAAUGAUACGCGUAUCAUGAUACGCGAUCUCGAUACGCUGUUAUGA
Molecule: messenger RNA, 1155 nt
Organism: Spodoptera frugiperda (fall armyworm)
Lineage: Eukaryota; Metazoa; Arthropoda; Insecta; Lepidoptera; Noctuidae
Exons: 1
Coding region: 1-1155 (384 amino acids)
Source: RefSeq, a predicted model, not a curated record